AAACCUGCAGAAAAUCCUACCAUCCUCUUCAUCGACCAGUGGACCGGAAGUGUUUAUGGAGCUGAUCGAUUCCAUAUAGUUGGCAUCAGAACAGAUUAAAGGCCAGGAAGAAAGAGAGUCAGGAAGAAAAACAUCUGUAGCAGCUUUUAAUCGGAUGGAGAGAAAAGGAAGGAUGGAGCAUCCGAGGAAUGAUCAGUCGUGGGAUGGAAAUGAAGAACAGGCAGAUUCUGCCUUUCUUGUGAUGGAGGUUGGAAAAGGAGAGCUGGCAUUUUGAAAUGAGAUGGAUUUAACUGAAAGGAGAUAAAGAUCUCUUGCACUUUGUUUUCCAUAGAUUCCAUGAUGCGCAUUUACGCAGCAAACAUGGCCGUGGAUCCAGACUCUUUAUAAGCUUACUGCAUAGGGUACGAAAUCAUUCGUACCCUGUGUACGAAUUCUUUUAUUUGCUCUUUUUUUAAGCUCAAGUGAAACCAAGUUUUGUAUCAUCACUGCAGAUAUAACUCAGUAAUGCAUGAUCAAACUCAAUUCUUAACUUGAACUGAACACGCUUUAUUAUUAUUAUUAUUAUUAUUAUUAUUAUUAUUGAAAGUCUGCGUCUUUCAGCACCAUAGACAGCAGCAAUGACUCGUUUGCGCAGGAAGUUCUGUGUGGCCCUCUUCCUCUUCGCUCUUUUCAUCUUCGGCACCAUGAUGGGUUUACGGACCCUCAAGCCCACUGACGGAUUCUCAGAUCUCGCGCCAGGGAUGGAGCUCGCACCCUUCGUGGGUGGGAAGCUGGACCGGAGACCUGCGCCUAACCAUGUGGACAUAAGCGAUACCAAGAUCGUCUUGUCCAAAGCUGGCCAAGAGCACAGCAUUUUCUACGACGUUCACAUCUUCUAUUAUUUGUGGUACGGCGCACCUCCUGUGGAUCGUGGUUACAUCCAUUGGGACCACGUCCUCGUUCCUCACUGGGACCCCAAAAUAGCCGCCAGUCACCCCAAAGGAAGGCACAAUCCACCAGAGGACAUCGCUUCGGGUUUUUACCCUGAGCUCGGACCCUACAGCUCGAGGGAUCCCAAUGUCCUGGAGUCACACAUGGCACAAAUCGAAGCGGCUGCUGCAGGUGUAGUCGUUCUCUCUUGGUACCCGCCUGGUGUGGCAGAUGAACACGGUGAACCCACUGAGGAUCUGGUGCCUUCCGUAAUGGACGCUGCCCAUAGGCACAGUCUCAAGGUGGCGUUUCACAUCCAGCCUUACCGAGAGCGGACAGACCUCAGCGUGCAUGACAACAUCAAAUACAUCAUUAACAAGUAUGGAAAUCAUCAUGCAUUCUACAGAUUCAAGUCCAGCACAGGGCGAAUCCUCCCUUUAUUCUAUGUGUAUGACUCGUACCUGACCCCACCUGAAUCCUGGGCUGAGUUACUUACCAAGCAAGGCUCCCACAGCCUGCGAGGAACACCUUACGACGGGAUCUUCAUCGGCCUUGUCGUCGAGGAACGUCACAAGCACGACAUCCUGGCAGGCGGCUUCGACGGCAUGUACACCUAUUUUGCAUCCAAUGGCUUUUCUUAUGGCUCCUCUCAUCAGAACUGGAAGACCAUCAAAGAUUUCUGCGAUGGAAACAACCUGCUUUUCAUGCCCAGUGCUGGGCCAGGUUACGUAGACACGGCUGUUCGGCCGUGGAACAACCACAACACGCGGAACCGAGUCAACGGACGCUAUUAUGAGACCUCGUUGCAGGCAGCGCUGUCUGUGAGGCCAGAUAUCAUUACAAUCACUUCAUUUAACGAGUGGCACGAAGGGACGCAGAUCGAGAGAGCCGUACCCAAGAAGACUGCUAAUCGUCUGUAUUUGGACUACAAGCCCCAUGAGCCUGAUCUUUACCUGGAGCUCACCAAGAAGUGGGCUGAACAAUUUAGUAAGGAGAAAGAGCAAUGGCUGUUGUGAUUGGAACAAACUACGAAGAAGGAUUCGAUUUUGUCAUGUUUAGCACAAAUCCUAUAAACCUAAUGUUUAGUUUUGUAUUCAGCAUGGUUCGAUGAACAAGGUUUAUUGUUCCCUCUGACCUGUGUCUGAAUAUUUAUGAGAUUUACCAGGGCUAACAUAAGGCACCCUUGUUAUUUUAUAGGCUGUCUCAAACUUUUAUUAGGAGCUCUGAUUUAAAACGUGGUUUACUCUGCUGGUAGAGUGUGAUCUCAUCUUUCCUUGUAACCUGAAUGUGCUUAUAGUGACUCAACUGUUUCAUAAAUAAAGAAUUAAAACCAACACCUAGCAUAAUUGUCAGAAUCUAAUCAUAGUUUAAUGUUAUUUUAUGACUAACAAAGGUAUACUGGUUUUACCGAAAUUGUGCGUUUC
Molecule: messenger RNA, 2333 nt
Organism: Pangasianodon hypophthalmus (striped catfish)
Lineage: Eukaryota; Metazoa; Chordata; Actinopteri; Siluriformes; Pangasiidae
Gene: maneal
Product: mannosidase endo-alpha like
Exons: 4
Coding region: 618-1925 (435 amino acids)
Cellular component (GO): Golgi apparatus
Molecular function (GO): alpha-mannosidase activity
Source: RefSeq, a predicted model, not a curated record